Messenger RNA from Oreochromis niloticus (Nile tilapia), 2363 nucleotides. Its product is annotated as protein NLRC3-like. The transcript has 6 exons. The coding region runs from base 150 to 2363 and encodes 737 amino acids. NCBI's taxonomy places the organism in Eukaryota, Metazoa, Chordata, Actinopteri, Cichliformes, Cichlidae. The record is from RefSeq and is a predicted model, not a curated record.
CUAAAACCACUCUGUGUGGGGAACAUGAGAGCCAGACCAAAGCUCAGAGGAACCAACCUGGACCUGAACCCAGCUGUGUGUCCUUAAAGAGUGACCCCUCAAAAGAUUUUAAUAUUGAUUUGAAACAAAGACAUCUAUCUGACACAGAGAUGUACCAGAAACCUGAACCCAGCUGCGUGUCCUUAAAAAGCGACAUGUCAAAGGAUUUUAAUCUUGGUUUUAAAGAAAGUCCUUCUGCUGCAGAGAGAGUGGACCAGGAGAGUUCAAAGGUUCCCAGUGAUCAACCUGCCAAACACCAUCAGACACAUUUGGACUCUGUAUUUAUGCUGUUAGAGGACAACAUCGUGACUUUUGUGAAGAAUGAGCUGAAGAAGAUCCAGAAGACUCUAAGUUCAGAUUACCCAGCAUCCUUAGGGAGCCAGAAAGAAGACGAGGGGGUCUUAGAGGAUGAAGAUAAAGAGGAGACCAGGAACAGCAGACAAGCAUUUGUGAAAAUAACGCUGCACUUCCUGAGGAAACUGAAGCAGAAGGAACUGGCAGACUUUCUGCAGAGCAGAAUAUUUGCUCCAGAUUUUCAACAUGAACUCAAAUCUUCACUGAAGGAGAAGUUCCAGUGUGUGUUUGAGGGGGUUGCUAGAGCAGGAAACCCAGCCAAGCUGAAUCAGAUCUACACAGAGCUCUACAUAACAGAGGGAGGGACUACAGAGGUCAAUGAUGAACAUGAGGUCAGACAGAUUGAAACAGCAUCCAGGAAACAAUACAGACCAGAAACAGGAAUCAGACCAGAAGAAUUAACAAUCCGACCAGAAGACAUCUUUAAAGCCUUACCUGGAAGAGAUAAACCAAUCAGAAGAGUGCUGACAAAAGGAGUGGCUGGCAUUGGGAAAACAGUCUUGACACAAAAGUUCACUCUAGACUGGGCUGAAGACAAAGCCAACCAGGACAUCCAGCUCAUAUUUCCAUUCACUUUCAGAGAGCUGAAUAUGCUGAAAGAGGAAAAGUUCAGCUUGGUGGAACUUGUUCAUCACUUCUUUACUGAAACCAAACAAGCAGGAAUCUGCAGCUUUGAAAACGUCCAGGUUGUUUUUAUCUUUGAUGGUCUGGAUGAAUGUCGACUUCCUCUGGACUUCCACAAAUCUGAAAUCCUAACUGACCCUACACUAUCCAACUCAGUGGACGUGCUAUUGAUAAACCUCAUCAGGGGGAAUCUUCUUCCCUCUGCUCACCUCUGGAUAACCACACGACCUGCAGCAGCCAAUCAGAUCCCACCCUGUUGUUUUGACAUGGUGACAGAGAUCAGGGGGUUCAAUGACCCACAGAAAGAGGAGUACUUCAGGAAGAGGUUCAGAGAUGAACAGCAGGCCAGCAGGAUAUUCUCCCACAUCAAGACAUCACGGAGCCUCCACAUCAUGUGCCACAUCCCAGUCUUUUGCUGGAUCACUGCUACAGUUCUGGAUGUGCUGAAAACCAUAGAGAAAGGACCCCUGCCCAAGACCCUGACUGAGAUGUACAUCCACUUCCUGGUGGUUCAGGCCAAAGUGAAAAAAGUCAAGUAUGAUGGAGGAACUGAGACAGAUCCAGCCUGGAGUCCAGAGAGCAGGAAGAUGAUUGUGUCUCUGGGAAAACUGGCUUUCGAUCAGCUGCAGAAAGACAACCUGAUCUUCUAUGAAUCAGACCUGACAGAGUGUGGCAUCGAUAUCAGAGCAGCCUCAGUGUACUCAGGAGUGUUCACACAGAUCUUUAGAGAGGAGAGAGGACUGUACCAGGACAAGGUGUACUGCUUCAUCCAUCUGAGUGUUCAGGAGUUUCUGGCUGCGCUUCAUGUCCAUCUGACCUUCAUCAACUCUGGAGUCAAUCUGCUGGAAGAACAACAAAAAACAUCCCAUCAAUCUGAAACAGAUAAACAUUUCUACGAGACUGCUGUGGACAAAGCCUUACAGAGUCCAAAUGGACACUUGGACCUGUUCCUUCGUUUCCUCCUGGGUCUUUCACUUCAGACCAAUCAGACUCUCCUACAAGGCUUGCUUACACAGACAGGAAGAAGCUCACAGACCAAUAAGGAAACAGUUCAGUACAUCAAGAAGAUGAUCAAUGAGAAUCUGUCUGCAGAGAAUAACAUUAACCUUUUUCACUGUCUCAAUGAACUGAAUGAUCAUUCCCUUGUAGAGGAGAUUCAAAAGUCCCUGAGAUCAGGAUAUCUCUCUGCAGAAAAACUGUCUCCUGCUCACUGGUCAGCUCUGGUCUUCAUCUUACUGUCAUCAGAAAAAGAUCUGGAUGUGUUUGACUUGAAGAAAUAUUCUGCUUCAGAGGAGGCUCUUCUGAGGCUGCUGCCAGUGGUCAAAGCUUCCAGCAAAGCUCUGUAA